Xenia sp. Carnegie-2017 is the source of this 1164-nucleotide messenger RNA. RefSeq names its product GATA zinc finger domain-containing protein 14-like. The transcript is spliced from 4 exons. The record is from RefSeq and is a predicted model, not a curated record. Bases 1 to 1164 code for a protein of 387 amino acids. NCBI's taxonomy places the organism in Eukaryota, Metazoa, Cnidaria, Anthozoa, Malacalcyonacea, Xeniidae.
AUGCGCGACGAGUCGGCUUCUGAAUGCAAAGAUGACAACAAUUAUAAAAGCAAUGUUCAAAGAUGGUCUUCUUCGAACGGCAGCAAAGAUGACAACAAUUAUAAAAGCAAUGUUCAAAGAUGGUCUUCUUCUAACGGCAGCAAAGAUGACAACAAUUAUAAAAGCAAUGUUCAAAGAUGGUCUUCUUCUAACGGCAGCAAAGAUGACAACAAUUAUAAAAGCAAUGUUCAAAGAUGGUCUUCUUCUAACGGCAGCAAAGAUGACAACAAUUAUAAAAGCAAUGUUCAAAGAUGGUCUUCUUCCAACGGCAGCAAAGAUGACAACAAUUAUAAAAGCAAUGUUCAAAGAUGGUCUUCUUCUAACGGCAGCAAAGAUGACAACAAUUAUAAAAGCAAUGUUCAAAGAUGGUCUUCUUCUAACGGCAGCAAAGAUGACAACAAUUAUAAAAGCAAUGUUCAAAGAUGGUCUUCUUCUAACGGCAGCAAAGAUGACAACAAUUAUAAAAGCAAUGUUCAAAGAUGGUCUUCUUCUAACGGCAGCAAAGAUGACAACAAUUAUAAAAGCAAUGUUCAAAGAUGCAAAGAUGACAACAAUUAUAAAAGCAAUGUUCAAAGAUGGUCUUCUUCUAACGGCAGCAAAGAUGACAACAAUUAUAAAAGCAAUGUUCAAAGAUGGUCUUCUUCUAACGGCAGCAAAGAUGACAACAAUUAUAAAAGCAAUGUUCAAAGAUGGUCUUCUUCUAACGGCAGCAAAGAUGACAACAAUUAUAAAAGCAAUGUUCAAAGAUGGUCUUCUUCUAACGGCAGCAAAGAUGACAACAAUUAUAAAAGCAAUGUUCAAAGAUGGUCUUCUUCCAACGGCAGCAAAGAUGACAACAAUUAUAAAAGCAAUGUUCAAAGAUGCAAAGAUGACAACAAUUAUAAAAGCAAUGUUCAAAGAUGGUCUUCUUCCAACGGCAGCAAAGAUGACAACAAUUAUAAAAGCAAUGUUCAAAGAUGGUCUUCUUCUAACGGCAGCAAAGAUGACAACAAUUAUAAAAGCAAUGUUCAAAGAUGGUCUUCUUCUAACGGCAGCAAAGAUGACAACAAUUAUAAAAGCAAUGUUGAAAGAUCGUCUUCUUCCAACCACAGCAAAGAUGAAAUGUUUAAGAAAAUCAAUGUUUAA